Messenger RNA from Nematolebias whitei (Rio pearlfish), 924 nucleotides. RefSeq names its product arg8-vasotocin receptor-like. The record is from RefSeq and is a predicted model, not a curated record. Gene Ontology annotation, cellular component: membrane. The transcript has 2 exons. The coding region runs from base 1 to 924 and encodes 307 amino acids. NCBI's taxonomy places the organism in Eukaryota, Metazoa, Chordata, Actinopteri, Cyprinodontiformes, Rivulidae. Gene Ontology annotation, biological process: G protein-coupled receptor signaling pathway; positive regulation of vasoconstriction; regulation of systemic arterial blood pressure by vasopressin. Gene Ontology annotation, molecular function: peptide binding; vasopressin receptor activity.
AUGCGCCCUCCUGCAGACUCACUGCUCCUGAGCGCACAGAUCCCCACACGGGUCUCCAGUCUCCCUCAGAUGGAGACCCCCACAAACACCACUGCGCACCCGAACGGAUCAGACCCGUUCGCCAGAAACGAGGAGGUGGCCCAGAUCGAGAUUCUGGUGCUGAGUAUCACCUUCGUGGUGGCGGUGGUCGGGAACGUGAGCGUGCUGCUGGCCAUGUACACCACGAAGAAGACGUCGCGGAUGCACGUGUUCAUGAAGCACCUGAGCCUGGCGGACCUGGUGGUCGCCUUCUUCCAGGUGCUGCCGCAGCUCUGCUGGGAGGUCACGUUCCGCUUCUACGGGCCGGACUUCCUCUGCAGGAUCGUCAAGCACCUCCAGGUGAUGGGAAUGUUCGCCUCCACCUACAUGAUGGUGAUGAUGACCCUGGACCGCUACAUCGCCAUCUGCCACCCACUGAAAACUCUCCAGCAGCCCACGAAGCGCGCCCACAUCAUGAUCGUGUCCACGUGGAUGGGCAGCCUGGUGCUAAGCUCCCCGCAGUAUUUCAUCUUCUCCCUGAGCGAGAUCAAGAACGGCUCGGACGUGCACGACUGCUGGGCGCACUUCAUCGAGCCCUGGGGCGCCCGCGCGUACAUCACCUGGAUCACCGUGGGCAUCUUUCUCGUGCCAUUGGUCAUCCUCGCGACGUGCUACGGCUUCAUCUGCCACAGCAUCUGGAAAAACAUCAAGUACAAGAGGAGGAAGAGGACGGCGGGAGCUGCGAGCCACAACUCUGUGAGCAGCGUCACGAGCAUCUCCAGAGCCAAGCUGCGGAGCGUCAAGAUGACCUGCGUCAUCGUCCUGCUCUACACGCUCUGCUGGGCGCCCUUCUUCACCGUGCACAUGUGGUCCGUGUGGGAUGUAGACUUCCAGUGGGCUGCGUAG